Nerophis lumbriciformis (worm pipefish) is the source of this 1485-nucleotide messenger RNA. NCBI's taxonomy places the organism in Eukaryota, Metazoa, Chordata, Actinopteri, Syngnathiformes, Syngnathidae. The record is from RefSeq and is a predicted model, not a curated record.
AUGGCGACGAGAGGGAGCUUCUCAAGUCCCGCUUUGAACCCCAUGAACGUCGGGCUGGGGUCCGGCUUGAGGAUGCCCGGGAUGCCGCCAGCUGCGGCGGGAUACCACCGCUCCGUGAGCGGCUCCCCGCAGUACCCCCAGCGUCCUGGGAUGCCUCUCGGCCGAGUAGGGGUCCCCAUGGGGGGUCAGCACCCCGGCCCGUCGUACGGCGGCGGCAGUGUUCCCAUGCGGCCCAACAUGGGUCCUCCGUCAGCGGCGGAGGCCUCGAGGAAACGUUUAUUUCAUCACCAGCAGCAGCCAGAAAUGCUGGGAGGUCAUCGGCGAAGCGUGAAACGACGCAGGAUGGCCGACAAGGUUCUCCCGCAGAGAAUCCGUGACCUGGUGCCCGAGUCUCAGGCCUACAUGGACCUCUUAGCUUUUGAGAGGAAACUGGACCAGACCAUCGCCCGCAAGCGCAUGGAGAUACAGGAAGCCAUCAAGAAGCCCAUUAUGCAAAAGCGCAAGCUGAGGAUCUACAUUUCUAACACGUACACGCCGUGCAAACCCGAGGGCGACGACGCCGAGAAAGUGUCCUCGUGGGAGCUGCGCGUGGAGGGAAAACUUCUAGAAGAACCUGGCAAGCAGAAGCGGAAGUUCUCCUCUUUCUUCAAGAGUUUGGUGAUCGAGCUGGAUAAGGAGUUGUACGGACCCGACAACCACUUAGUGGAGUGGCACCGAAUGCCUACCACUCAGGAGACGGACGGUUUCCAGGUCAAACGUCCCGGCGACGUCAAUGUCAAAUGCACCCUUCUGCUCAUGCUGGACCACCAGCCUCCUCAGUACAAACUGGAUCUGCGUCUGGCCCGUCUGCUGGGCGUGCACACGCAGACGCGGGCCAACAUCAUGCAGGCGCUUUGGCUCUACAUCAAGAACAACAAGCUGCAAGACAGCCAUGAGAAGGAGUACAUCAAUUGCAAUCACUACUUCAAAAAGAUAUUCGGCUGCCUUCGUAUGAGGUUCUCGGAGAUUUCCAUUAAGCUUGCCGGGCUGCUGCAGCACCCCGACCCCAUCGUGAUCAAUCACAUGAUCAGCGUGGACCCGAACGACCAGAAAAAAACUGCAUGCUAUGACAUUGACGUGGAAGUGGACGACCCGCUCAAAAGCCAGAUGAGCAGCUUCCUUUCGUCCACUGUCAACCAGCAGGAGAUCGCCGCGCUGGAGACUAAGAUCCACGAGACCAUCGAGUACAUCAACCAGCUGAAAACCGAGCGUGAUUUUAUGCUGAGCUUCAGCAACAAUCCCCAAGACUUUAUCCAGGACUGGCUUGAGUCUCAGAGCAGAGAUCUGAAGGUGAUGACGGACAUUACGGGAAAUCCGGAAGAAGAGCGCCGAACCGAGUUCUAUCAAGCGCCGUGGAUGCCCGAAGCUGUCAGCAGAUACGUUUAUUCCAAAGUGCAGCAGAGAAGGCAAGAACUGGAGCAGGUUCUUGGGAUUAGACUAACAUAA